AUGACUUUGCUCAUUGGCACCAACUCGAAGGUCAGCAGUAUCUCGUUUCUGGCGCUGACGCAAUCUGCUGAGGUUCUCACGCUUGUCGAAGCUGGCGGGCCCAUCUACCAGCUCAACGUUUUGUCUACCACCCAGCGAGCAAAAUGGGACAUAAAUCGUCCUCCAGUCCGAACUUUUGGAGGAAAUUCAUGUUUGGACUUCACACAGUUCUGUGAAGUGGCGUCGGUGACUCCGAUGUUGACUGGAUUUGUCGUUGUAGAUAGGCAUCGUUUGCAAGAGUUCAACGUGUCGUGGGGCGAGUCUGCGACUCAAGAGGUUGCUGUCAGCACCAUGGGCAAGAUGAACAUGGAAGCUGUCGAAGAUGAUACCGAGCUCAGAUUUCCUACUUAUCUUGCAGUGUACCAGUCCUACAACUCCACUCACAUUGCACCAGACUUUCCGAUAACUCCGCUGUUUCCGCAUGCUCGAAAUCGGUACUUCUUCGUCUCUGACACAGGAAAUCACCGCAUCUUGUUCCUAGAUGCCACAAGCCAUUCAGCCUUGCAAUACGUGGAGUCUUUCGGGGUGCCUGGUCAGGCCCGAAGUGACAGGACAGGCUUCAACUUGCCGACGGGCCUUGCGGUCAUGGCGCCAACAGAUGAGAGUUUCUUCGGACCAACGAUCGCAGCAGUGUUUGUUGCAGACCGUGGCAACAACAGAAUUGUUAAGCUUCGCCUGGCAUACAGGAAAGACCCAAGCCAUCCAACCUAUAGAGGAGAGAUGCCAACUCUGAUAUGGGGCGGGCAAUACUUUCGAGAUGUUACAGGCGUGAACUACAAUGAGAGUCUUCUGGAUCCAGUUGGUGUUUCCAUUUACCGGCACUUCAUUUUUGUGUGUGAGGCCGAGGGAAAUGCAAUCUCUAUUUUGACGACCAACUAUGUGGCUCAUGAUGAGCUGAUCUACGUGACCCAGCUUUAUCCUCCACCCACCAUCCAACUGACUGGCAGCUUCUCCACCACGGAGCAGGGCUACCUUUGGUUUGCGUAUGUCAGACGGCCCUCAACACACGGCCUCGGCAGCAUCUACCUGCCGGAGCCAAUCGUCCAGUCGCCGCCAGCUUCUUGGAUCGAGGAGUUUCGCAUGCAAUGUACCAAUGCCACGAUCUACAACACGAUUAUUAUGGCGAAUGCUUCGCUCUACGAUGAGCACGUGAUCUACGUGCUCAACGCUGCUCGAAUCAACUGGCGCUUCGCAUACUUGCCCAACUUCCUGAGCAAGGAUUCCUUCAAUCUGACUGUCAUGUUUGAUUUGGUGCUUUGGAACGAGACAGUUCUGGAGGGUCAGAUGGAGUACUGUCUCCCGCCUCCGCCUGCAACCACUCCGCCCAUGCUAAGCGCCAACGAAGAUGGCUGGAAUACUCCUGGUGGGGGCAACAUUCUUCUGACUGGGGGCUCCGCGCGGGAAGUUGCUGGUUGGACUGUGCUUGCCAUCCUGUUGCUGAUCCAGACAGCAUAG
Molecule: messenger RNA, 1494 nt
Organism: Symbiodinium pilosum
Lineage: Eukaryota; Dinophyceae; Suessiales; Symbiodiniaceae
Source: the annotation of a GenBank genome assembly